GUGCACUGAUACCAGAGUAUCUCAGUAGGGAUCAGCGAUAUAGACUGAAACCUGUAUCGCGAUACUUCAUGAUAUUUUCUUUGCGAUAACGAUAUAAGAUAGUGACUUUCUGGCCACCAGUCAGAUCAGCGUACAGUCUUGAGAGCCGUCUGAUUCACAUCUGAAUUACAUCUGUAUUACGGAGGAAGCUCCUUUUCUGGGGAUUAAUUCUUCUUCCUCGUCUAGGGCCGGAACUUCACCUUCCGCCACGCUUGUUCCCAUUCUAUGUGUGAGAUACGCACGUGGCGGUGCGUAAACACGCCAUCGUCUAUAUCAUCAGUAUCGCUGGAUGACAAAUUGUUAUCCCAGGGAGGAAUUGUACCGGUAUAUCAUGCACGAUAUGAUGUAGCACAGCUCUGAUUCUGAGUAUCGCUGAUACCCCCGAUACUGACAUCCUCACACUGAUGGAGGAGACGUCCUGUAGCGUCUUCUGAGGAAGGAUGCCAAAGGCAUGAUGGCAGCAAGCUUUAAGACAACUUCUAUUUAGAUGCAUGUUGUCAGUCAUUGCGUAUAGGACAUAAAAUAUUCGGGAAAUCAAAUCCAGACUUUUGUCUCACUGUUGGAUCGGUGCAUUCCUGCCCUGUGGUGUUCAUAUUGCGCUUUCACACCUAUUAGUCCAUUUGCUAUUCUUAUAACGUAUUCCCUUUGGUAUGUUUGCUGUUUGAAUUGGUUUAGUUUCACAAUCCACACAAAAUAAAAGAACCAAAAAAAAAAAAUAAUAACAAAUGCACUUGGGCUGAAAACACACUCCUUAAAUUCUUUCAUUCGUUGUUCAGAAAUAUGGGAACCGAUCCAGCACUCAUAAAUAACUAGUUGAACUAGUUUUGUUUGUCACAUUCACUGUGUUUUUCUCUUUUUCUUCAUUGGUCCAAAUCUCCAGAAUAUUUCACAUCUCUGCAGCACUUCAGCUCACUCCUGUGGCUCAGUAUAUAGCUCAUGGGUCAGGUUAGCAGCUCGCGUCUACCGACAAAAAAAAAAAACGCUGCCCGCAACUCAAAACACAUGACACUUCCUGCAGUCGGGUCAAUUCAGGGUGAAAUCAUUUUCCUCCUGCAAUCAAACCACACAAGAGAUCACGAGGAAGCAGACUGAAACGACCUUGGACUGGUUUCGGAUUUGGUGUUCACACCUGCGUAAUCGAUCCACACCAGCGUUCGAUUCAAGCUGACCCAGAACACUCUGUAAUAUUAAGCAAAGUUCUCAGCAGUUGUCAGUAAACCUGUGUGAGGAGAAACCCGAGUCUGUGUGUAAACAUGGGGGGGGGGGACAAACAUGAACCACCAGUAUGCAACCAAUCAGCACAUAGAGACGUCUCUGCUUAUCUGUCCAUCAUGUUGCUUUGGAGGGAAUUGAGUUUGGAUUUACAGCUUUAAAUCAGCUAAACUGCCACUAAAUUAUACCUUGAAGCUGACACAUCAGCAUCAGUUGGAGAUGGACAGAGGCCCUUCUUCAGGCUACUGAACCUGCGCAAGCUAGGCCUGAGUGACAAUGAGAUCCAGAGACUUCCCCCUGAGGUGGCCAACUUCAUGCAGCUAGUGGAGCUGGACAUCUCUCGAAAUGACAUUCCUGAGAUCCCCGAGACCAUUAAGUUCUGCAAGGCGUUGGAGAUUGCGGACUUCAGUGGAAACCCCCUCUCCAGAUUACCUGAUGGCUUUACACAGCUUAGAGCACUAGCCCACCUUGCACUCAAUGACGUGUCACUACAAUCACUACCGAAUGAUAUUGGAAACUUGGCUAACCUGGUAACCCUGGAGCUGAGAGAGAAUCUACUGAAGUCUUUACCCACCUCUCUGUCUUUCCUGGUUAAACUGGAACAGCUAGAUUUGGGCAGCAAUCAACUGGAAGUAUUGCCGGACGCACUGGGGGCGCUGCCCAACCUCCGUGAGCUGUGGUUGGACAGGAACCAACUUUCUUCACUCCCCCCAGAGCUGGGAAGUUUGCGGAGAUUGGUGUGUCUGGAUGUGUCAGAGAACCGGCUCACAGAGUUGCCGUCCGAGAUCAGUGGCCUCAUCGCCCUCACUGACCUGCUGCUCUCACAGAACCACCUGGAUGCCGUGCCUGACAGCAUCGGCUCCUUGAAGCAAUUAUCUAUCUUCAAAGUGGACCAGAACCGCCUGGUGCGUCUAACAGAUUCAAUCGGCGAAUGUGAGAACCUCACAGAGCUGAUGCUGACAGAGAAUCUGCUGCAGUCUCUUCCAAGUUCUCUGGGAAAGUUAAAGAAGUUGACCAACCUGAAUGUGGACCGUAACCGCUUGAGCAGCGUACCAGCUGAAUUGGGUGGCUGUGCCAGUCUCAGUGUGCUCUCGCUCAGAGACAACCGCGUGGGCAAGCUGCCUGCUGAGCUCGCGAAUGCCACAGAGCUACAUGUGCUGGAUGUGGCAGGCAACAGGCUGCAGAACCUACCGUUCUCGCUAGCCAAUCUGAACCUCAAGGCCAUGUGGCUGGCAGAAAACCAGUCCCAACCCAUGCUCAAGUUUCAGACUGAGGACGACGAGCAGACGGGAGAGAAGGUCCUCACCUGCUACCUGCUGCCCCAACAGCCUACACCCAGCUUAGAGAACCUGCUGCAGAGCAGCGUGGACGAAAGUUGGCCCACAGACACUAAUCUGAACAGAGUGUCCGUCAUCCAGUUCCAGGACCAAACCAAGGCUGAUGAGGAAGAUGAUGAGACUGCAGCAGAGAGGAGGCAGGGCCUGCAGAGGCGAGCCACCCCUCAUCCCAGCGAGCUGAAAGUGAUGAAGAAUGUGAUCGAGGCCAGAAGAAACGAGGCUUACACAGCUAAGCCAGAUGAAGACCUGGACUCCCCAGACACUGAUGAGAAACGUAUGAGUGGAUUGUCCAAUCAGAGCCACGACUCCCAGGUCUCUAACAGCACUGCCUCAGCUACCUCUCAUGAUGAGACGCAAAAAGUAAAUGGCAUUGAGGUGGAGCUUAAUGAAAGACAUGAUCACGAACAGGAAGACGAGGAAGAGGACGCAGAAUACACUGAGCCUACUGUGCACUUUGCUGAGGAGCCCAUUAUCCGAGGCGGUGAUGAGGAUGAUGAGGAUGAAAACGAGGACGACGAAGACGGCGAGCAUAGCGACGACGAGGCUCGGUCAGCCCCCUUCCCUGCUGAGAAACAGCGCCUCAUCCGCAAGGAUACACCACACUACAAGAAGCACUUCAAGAUCACCAAACUGCCCAAACCUGAGGCUGUAGCUGCGUUACUGGAGGGCUUCAGCCCUGACGCCCCCACAUCAGUCCCCCGAAUACCCAGCGAAGAGAAGGAUGGGGAGCAGGAAGAGGAGGAGGAUGAAGAGGGAGCAUCAGUUAACACCCCUCUGUUGCGGAGACUAGAGGCGGCUGAGCAAGAGGACAGCAGGCUGACUCAGGUGAACAGCUCGCUGCAGCCGGUGAAGGGGGUGUCAUUUGAUCAAGUCAAUAAUCUGCUGAUUGAGCCUGCUCGAAUUGAGGAGGAAGAGCUGGUCCUGAGCAUCCUAAGACAAACUGGUGGAUUAGGCAUCAGUAUAGCUGGGGGGAAAGGAUCCACUCCUUACAAGGGAGAUGAUGAGGGUAUCUUUAUCUCCCGAGUGUCAGAAGAUGGUCCAGCUGCACGAGCUGGGGUCAAAGUGGGAGACAAAUUACUUGAGGUAAACGGGGUAGAUCUGCAGGGAGCAGAGCACCACACGGCAGUGGAGGCCUUACGGAGCUCAGGAACGGCAGUGACCAUGACUGUGCUUCGUGAGCGAAUGGUAGAGCCUGAGAACCCUAUCACCACUACACCCCUGAGACCCGAGGAUGAUUACUUCCCCCGGGAGAGGAGGUCCACUGGCCUUCCAUUCAGCCUGGAGCCUGGAUCCACUGCCGUUAGCACGGGCCCCUGCCAGCGCCUGGCCACCUGCUUAGUCCGCAACGACAAAGGCUUAGGCUUCAGCAUCGCUGGGGGAAAAGGCUCCACACCGUAUCGGACUGGAGACAUGGGAAUCUUCAUCUCUCGCAUUGCUGAAGGAGGUGCUGCUCACAGAGACAACAUCCUUCACGUGGGAGACAGAGUCAUAUCUAUCAAUGGUGUAGACAUGACAGAAGCCAGACAUGACCAGGCAGUAGCGCUGCUUACCGGCACCUCCCCCACCAUCUCGCUGCUAGUGGAGCGGGAACAAGCGAGCUCGGGCGGCUCCUCAGGCCGAGCACGCUCCCACUCUCCUCCUCCUCCGGAGCCUUCAGACUCACCAGAGCAAGAAGAGGCAGGAGAUGACCGCCUGGGGAACCAUCUCAGCUGUCCUAUGGAGGAUGAGUACCCCAUAGAGGAAGUGACACUGGUCAAAACAGGUGGUCCUCUGGGUCUGAGCAUUGUGGGUGGCAGUGACCAUGCCAGCCAUCCAUUUGGCAUCAGUGAACCAGGAGUGUUUAUUUCAAAGGUGAUCCCUCAUGGCCUAGCCUGUCAGAGUGGAUUACGUGUAGGUGACCGCAUCCUAGAGGUAAACUCCAUUGACCUGCGACACGCCACCCACCAGGAGGCUGUCAAAGCCCUGCUGUCCAACAACAAGGAGAUCCGCAUGCUAGUGCGCAGAGACCCCUCACCACCUGGCAUGCAGGAAAUUGUCAUUCACAAGCAGCCUGGAGAGAAGCUGGGCAUCAGCAUCCGAGGAGGAGCCAGAGGGCAUGCCGGCAACCCAUUUGAUCCAACAGAUGAAGGCAUCUUCAUCUCCAAGGUGAGCUCUUGUGGUGCUGCAGCACGAGAUGGCCGCCUGAAGGUGGGGAUGAGAAUCCUGGAGGUGGGCAAUCACAGUCUCCUUGGAAUGACUCAUACGGAAGCAGUCAGGGUCUUGCGUGCCACAGGAGAUACACUGGUCAUGCUGGUGUGUGAUGGCUUUGACCCCAGAAACGUCGCUGGCACAGAGGCAUCUCCGGGUGUCAUUGCGAACCCAUUUGCUGCUGGAAUUGUUCGAAAGAACAGCAUGGAGAGCAUCUCCUCAAUAGACAGAGAUCUGAGCCCAGAAGAGAUGGACAUCAUGCAGAAGGAGGUUGAGAUGGUGAGAGAGACGUCUCAGUGGGAACGGGAGGAGAUGGAGAAAGUGGAGCGUAUGCGCUUGGAGCGUGAAGCGGCUACUCGUCUGCUGGAGGAGGAGACUGAGAGCAUGAGCACUGGACCUCUGAAACUGGACUACAAGACACUGGCAGCUCUUCCCACAACCAGCCUGCAGAGGGUCAAUCGGCUGUCUUCUACCUUUACUGAAUCCUGUCCCAUGGAGAGUGCUCUUCAGGCCAGGCCGUCUGGCACUAUAGAACCCCUGUGCUUUGAGAAAGCUCAUGCAACCCUGUACCAUGUAGAUGCCCCUGUCCUUCCCUCAUCCUCACUGUGCUCAAUUACAACCUCAGCAGCACCCAAACAGACCACAGCUAUGCCACAGGACCCCAGUCCAGCACCCACAGUCACACAGGAAGCACAGGAAGAGGAGUGUCUUGUGGACUCUCAGCCAAUCUGUUUCAAAGAAAAUCCCUUCCUGGUAGCUAAUCGUAAGAGCAAGGGUCGUCCCCUUGAGGAGCGCAUCCUUUCAGGGCCGCCCACAGGCUAUGGCAGGCAGGGGCAGCUUCAGACCUGGUUGUAUAAUAAGCAGGCUCCCUCAGCUGAGCCUCCGAGAAUUGACAGUCCUGUCCGGGAGCCUCUUUAUUCCCCAGGUUCUCAAUUGCCGUCAUUUCGACAGUCCUCAUCCUCAACCCCUGUCGCACAAGGCAGGGAGACCCGAUUCGCAAGCAUUCAUUUAUCCUCCAAUGUGGCUGCCAAGGACAAUUCAGCUACCAAGCCUGGUGCCAUCCAGCCUAUCUCACGAGUACGGCCUCCUGCCUCUCCAGUCAGUCAGGAUGGUCACAGUAGUCCCAACCCUUUCCAGCAUGGCCCUUCCCCCAUCAACUCCCAGACCACUCCUCGUGCCCCAUCCCCAGAUACUUUCAACGAAUUUCCCAUCAAUGUCAAGCAGGCAUAUAAGGCGUUUGCUGCUGUGCCCCACUCCAUGGCUGUGCUGGAGCCCCCACAGGAUCUCUAUGGUCAGAGGAACAACUUUCACCCAAAGCAGACAUUGCCAGAGCCAGAGGAGUGUAAUGAAGUGUUUAUAGGUGAGGGUGAAAGAGGGGGCCUCAGCCCUCGACCCUCCCUCUCAUCUGACCGUCGUGAGUACAGGAAUCUGGCAGCUGUGCCACGCCUGUCUCGCCCCUCCCUGGAGUCUAAGCCCCCCACGUCCUGCGGGAGAAGGAGCCCAGAGCAGCGGUCUUUCAGAGACAGACAGAAGUACUUUGAGAUUGAUGUGAAGCAGCAGACACCAGACAGCAAACCCAAACCUCGUGUUUCACUUGUAGGAGAGGAUGACCUGAAAAAAAUGAAGGAGGAGGAAGCCAAAAGAAUUGAGCAGAGCGCAAGGGAGUAUCUGCUGGAUGAGGAUGAGGACGAUGAAGAGGAAGAUUUGGCGAAGCAGGUGGCGCAAAUGAAGGCCCAGGGCAAGGUUAUUCUGGAUGGGGUAGAGUACAAGGUUGAGUCUGUCAGCAGCCACUCUUCUACUCCACCCAGGCAAUGUGUCACACCUCCAAACUACAGUGCUAUGUCUCCCAGCUACUGUGGCAGCUCAGGGACUUCCUCUGUAGAUGGUAGAAGUGAUUCCCAGCGCAACUCUAUGGAGGAUAGCUUCAGACUGGAGCAGAGACCCAACUCCAUGACUGGCCUGAUCCCUGUGUACCCGGGUGAGUCUGCAGCUCCCAUCCGUACUGCCAAGGCUGAGCGCAGGCACCAGGAGAGGCUCCGUGUGCAGAGCCCAGAGCUCAGUGUGGCUCCAGACAAGGAUCUUUCUCCUGCAGAGAAAAGGGCCCUAGAGGCAGAGAAGAGAGCCAUGUGGAGGGCAGCCAGGCCUUAUGGUCUAGAGGAAGACGUUAGGCAGUAUGAGCAAGACCUGGCCAAGAGGCUCUACCAGUCACGUGUGAGGGCGUCGUUAGACAGUGCUGCAGCUCCUCCCUCUACCUGCUCCUCUUCCUCUCAGCCCAGGAUGAAGUCUUUAGAGCAGGAUGCUCUCAAGGCUCAGAUGGUCAUUGCUAAGUCCAAGGAAGGGAGAAAGCGAGGCACACUGGACCAGUUAGCUGAAUCGCCAUCUCCUGCACCCACGCCUUCACCCACUCCUAUGGAAGAUGUCAGUCCGCGCGCUGUGACAUCACCAGGUCGACUGUCCCUGUCAGAAAAGAAGUUUGACUACCGACAAUUCGCUGCCAUUCCUUCUUCUAAACCUGUAUACGACAUUCAGUCUCCAGAUGCUACAGAUGUUCGAUUCAACAGUGAUGUCUCCACUAGCCCAGUUUCCUGUGUAGAAGCUGAUGUGCCUGUAGCUCCUGUGGCCGCCACAUCUGCUCUGGAGGAGAUGGCUUUGUACAGCAACAAGCGUAAACUCCGACAGGGCCGUCGCAGUCUAGAGACAGCCGUUCCCACAUAAUUUCACACACACACACACACACACACACACACACACACACACACACACACACACUCACACACGAUACAGAUUAUAAAACAUAGUGCACAUUAGCUAGUGAUGCUACAAAGUAUAGACAAUACUAAAAUGUACAUUCACAGAAAUGUGUGAAAGACUUUCAACCACUCUCGCUUCGUUGUUGACCUUCACAGUGACAGUUUUUUUUUUUCUUCUUCUUCUUCUUCUUUCUAAAGAAACACUACAGCUUCUUGUCUCUUGCACGCCAGUCUUGCCUUUCCAGCUAACAUUUAGCACAGAUGUGGAAGGCUUCUCCUCUUGCUCUGUAGUGGAUGGUUAAGGAGGGCCUUCAUACCAUGCAAACUCCACUCUUGCUUUUAUUUUUGUUUCUUUUCCUACUGUUUGCUUUUAACAAGCUAAAUUAUUUUAGAUGAUACUGAUUUGGGUGCUUUUUAAUACUUUAAUUUUAAACCUCUGAUAUUAAUGUAAAAAAAGUUCCUGACUUUUUUUAAAGUUGAAUGUGUUAAUGUUCACAUAUCCAGAAGAUCAGCCAUUUGAAGGGCAAGCGAUCAUUCUACAGCCUUCACUGCCCCAUACAUGGAGGGGGAAAAAAAAAAAAAAAAAAAAACAUUUUACACGUAAUUUAUUUCCGUAGUGGCCAUUGAGGCUUUUAUUCACUUUUUAAAAGAUGCAUUAUAAUUGGGAAUAUUCCACCAAUCAGUUAAUAUUUACUGAUAGUAGAUUUAUUGAUUUAUCAGUGCUGCAUAGCUCUGUAUCAACUUUAUAACCAUAUCAUUGGCUUAUAUCUUUUGGAUUUGGAUCAGUGUUGCAAAUGAAUGUAUGUUCUUGUUGGUCUUGUGUUCUGAGGGUUCAUCUCACCAUAAAGCUAAAAAGAACUCAUUAUAGCCUGCCUGGUUUCAUUUGAGUGCAGCUUAAACUGAACUAAACGGCUCUCUAGUCUUCCUGGACCAGGACUAGAAGAUGAAAGACUACAGAGGACAACAGAAUCAUUAAAAAAAAAAAAAAAUGUCAACUUUCUGUCAAAGUGCAGUGGUUACGUCCAUGUGAAAACCAGAAUAUCCUCCCCUUGGCAUUUUUCUGCUUCCUGGACCAUGUUGCAUGCUGUUUGUUGGAACAUUCCCAUUACCAGACUGACUA
Molecule: messenger RNA, 8645 nt
Organism: Pangasianodon hypophthalmus (striped catfish)
Lineage: Eukaryota; Metazoa; Chordata; Actinopteri; Siluriformes; Pangasiidae
Gene: scrib
Product: scribble planar cell polarity protein
Exons: 47
Coding region: 1566-7490 (1974 amino acids)
Biological process (GO): neurotransmitter receptor transport postsynaptic membrane to endosome; neurotransmitter receptor transport, endosome to postsynaptic membrane
Cellular component (GO): postsynaptic density; adherens junction; postsynaptic membrane
Molecular function (GO): protein binding
Source: RefSeq, a predicted model, not a curated record